AUGAGUAUCCUAACGUUACUGAUAUGCCUAAACCUUCGCGCGCUGCCGGCUGCCGAGGCCAGGAAGUGCUACGUUUGCGGCGAAGGGGCCGAUGCCCCGUUCAAAAGUCUGCCCACUGUACCCAUCGUCGAGGGCACCUGUGAGGGUUUCCGGCCGGAAGAGAAGUACGCCUACGACUGUCCACCGACGUACACGAGCUGCUUGACGCAGGUUGACGGCGACAUCGAAAUGCGGACGUGCGGCGAGAACUUGGCCAUCAACGACUGCAAGAGUGCCAACGGGAUCGACUACUGCUACUGCAGCACGGAGCUGUGCAACCGGUUGACCCGUCCCGAGAUCCGCCGCUCGAUCGCCGCCACGUUAAUGCACGCGCAGCAACACAACCACAACCGGCCUGCGAGUGGCCACCAUCACCACUCGCAAGAGCACCACCUCCUGCAGCAGCCCAACAACAGUGACGACGAAGACAUGCUCGAGUCGUCGGGAAUGGACGGCGAGCGGAGUGAACUUUCGCACCACGACCGCACGCUGAACGUACACCGGGACGUUACGACACAAAUUACCAUCACCCUCAAACCGGUGGCCAAUUCGGAGCAGCGCGAUGGAAAAGAUGCCGCCGGCACCACCAAUGGGACUACCGAUCGAAGCAGAGACAGCAAUGCCAUUCCAGCGGCCAGCAGCAGUAGCGCCGGCAGCAGUACAACGAUCCUCGGGGGCUUCGGGGCCGUGAUCAUGCUGAUUAGUAGUUACAUUGUUUCGCUUCGGCAUGUGGCCUCGAUCGACCAAUAUUGAGGUGCCCCGGGUGUCAGAUUUUAAAUAUGCAUUCCAAGAAUGACAAGGCGCGGACGGCCCGGAGACGGCUCGAAACGACGACGAUCUGUGAUGUGAUUCUGGCGCGAUGUCGCUUUCGUCCGCACAAGCCACCAAGCCCGAUGCCAUAGCCGGAAGACAGAGAGAGGAGAGAGAAAAAGGAAUGCAGAGGCGCAUUUUGAAUGCCGAUCCGCCGUUCGUCAGAAGAGGCGCUGACCCAGUCUAGUCCGCGUAAGUGUCGCGAAAUGAGUUUACCACCGCACCAGAGCGCAGCGGAUCUCCGGAUUUGUACAUAGGCAUUGUAAAUAGAUCACAGACCGAUUUGCUCACCGAUCCGCUCUAGCGUCGCUCGGAAUCGAAAAGUAUCUAAAUAGUGCUACGCUCACGAUGGCCCCCCCAAACUGUGUCCUGUCCAGUGGUGUGGUCCUGAGAUUCAAAGACAACCCGCCCGCCUCCCGCUAGGAUAUAUUGUUGUAACGUGUUCCGCCAAAUGAGGGCGCUGUCGGGCUGCUUCCCUUCGAGUUUAAGAUAGUAGUAGAAGCUAGAUUAGGCUACGUGUUGUCCUACCAGCAAUCCUUCGGUCGCGAUUGAUAGGCCCCUUUUCAACGAGGCGCAACUAGUUCGCGUUUAAUGGCUUCGGGAUAUAGAUUAGAGAGAGACCGAGAGUAAAAACACAAAAUAUGUAAGCGAAUCGAAGCAUUAAGCAAGUUUUCCUUCCCUAAUAAAAUUAGGCACGACCACCAGCAGUAUUCGAGUUCCGAAUUACUUCCCAAGGCCCUUAGGAUUAUACACGUAAAUAGAGAACGAGAACCGAAACUGAGCUUAGAUGUGCGUGUGACUGUGUCACGGAAAAGGGCAUGAAAGUAUUGCAAAUUUAUCAAUAAACCACGACGACCCAAAAACUAUUAAUAA
This is a messenger RNA of Anopheles cruzii, 1722 nucleotides long. RefSeq lists its product as uncharacterized. NCBI's taxonomy places the organism in Eukaryota, Metazoa, Arthropoda, Insecta, Diptera, Culicidae. The coding region runs from base 1 to 792 and encodes 263 amino acids. The record is from RefSeq and is a predicted model, not a curated record. The transcript has 3 exons.